Molecule: messenger RNA, 614 nt
Organism: Daktulosphaira vitifoliae (grape phylloxera)
Lineage: Eukaryota; Metazoa; Arthropoda; Insecta; Hemiptera; Phylloxeridae
Gene: RpS20
Product: 40S ribosomal protein S20
Exons: 3
Coding region: 166-525 (119 amino acids)
Biological process (GO): translation
Cellular component (GO): ribosome; cytosolic small ribosomal subunit
Molecular function (GO): structural constituent of ribosome
Source: RefSeq, a predicted model, not a curated record
UUCAUUAUAAUCCAACAUCAACAUAACCUAAAAUAUAAUCGAACGAUUUUCUCUCUUGUUAACUUUCCACGUUAGAAUUAUUAACAUUGUAAUUUGUGUUUUCACAAUAACUUAAAUAUUUUAGUUUCAUCAUUCAAUUGGUACUGAAAAUUCUUUUUUUUCAAUAUGGAAUUAGAAUUCAAAGAUGUAGAAAACACACCAACUGAUCAGAAACGACACAAAAUCCGUAUAACACUUACUUCUAAGAAUAUUAAGAGUUUGGAAAGUGUAUGUUCUGAAAUGAUUGCCGAUAUUAAGAAAAGGAAAUUACCAGUAAAAGGACCAGUUCGUAUGCCAACUAAAUGUUUACGUAUCACAACGAGAAAAACCCCUUGUGGUGAAGGUUCCAAAACAUGGGACAGAUUCCAAAUGCGCAUUCACAAGAGAGUGAUUGACUUGAAAUGUCCUAGUGACAAAGUGAAACAAAUAACUAGUGUCAAUCUUGAACCUGGUGUCAUCGCUGAAGUUAGCAUUGCUAGCGAGUGAUGUGUUUUUUUAUUUUACUUCUGAUUGAUUUGUAUAACACGACAACUAAGAUCAUGUCUAAUAAACGUUAAAAUACAUUGUAUUGAUGA